AUGUAUGUUGAGAAUCCCAACUCCAGAAACACCACUAGGGACUCCAGAAUGUUUUCAAUUUCUCGUCGUCAGGCAAUUGUUUCCUCCAGAUUUGUGAGAUAUGCAUCUACAGAACCCCCAAUUAUGGCAAUUGUUCGACAAGACCUGAAAACUGCUAUGAAAUCUGGGGAUGUUACUAGAAAAACAACUAUACGGGCGGUUAUGGCAGCCAUCAAAAAUGCCAAUAUCGAUAAGCCAGACUCAGUUACAACAGAUAUUGGCUUCCAUAGCCUCGUUAACACAUUGAUCAAGAAACGUCAGAAAUCUAUUGAAGAGUACCAUGCUGGCAAUCGACUGGACUUGGUUGAACAAGAACAAAACGAAAUAGCUGUUCUGGAGGAACUUCAAGAGAAAGUCGAAGUCGCCAGUGACGAAGAAAUUGCAUCUAGAGUUAAUGAUUUCAUCAAAGGUUUGGCACUUGAUGUUUCAGAUAAAAGUUCAAUGGGAAAAAUUAUGUCGAAUAUCUCGUGGCCCCAAGUUGAGUCAGAGUGGAAAGCAUCACAAGGUCAGGUCGUCCAGGCUAUCAAGAAACAGCUGGGUCAAAGAAAAUUCUCUACAAUGCGUGUUUUAAGACACGAUAACCCUUUAGUAUGUAAAUAG
Messenger RNA from Sugiyamaella lignohabitans, 639 nucleotides. RefSeq names its product Aim41p (gene AIM41). Gene Ontology annotation, molecular function: carbon-nitrogen ligase activity, with glutamine as amido-N-donor. Gene Ontology annotation, cellular component: mitochondrion. The transcript has a single exon. The record is from RefSeq and is a predicted model, not a curated record. The coding region runs from base 1 to 639 and encodes 212 amino acids. NCBI's taxonomy places the organism in Eukaryota, Fungi, Ascomycota, Dipodascomycetes, Dipodascales, Trichomonascaceae.